AUGAAAGAGGAGGAGGAGGAGGAGGAGGGGGAGGAGGAGGAGGAGGCGAGGGAGAGGAAGGAGAAGGAGAAGAGGGAAAGGAGGAAGAAGAAGGGUGAGAAGACAAUUGAAAGCGAGGAGAAGAAGAACAAGAAGUCUCUGAUCGCUCACUUACAAUCUCCGACGCCGCCAUCGAUCGACUACUCCAGGCGGAAAAGGAUGACAGUCUAG
Spirometra erinaceieuropaei is the source of this 210-nucleotide messenger RNA. NCBI's taxonomy places the organism in Eukaryota, Metazoa, Platyhelminthes, Cestoda, Diphyllobothriidea, Diphyllobothriidae. The record is from the annotation of a GenBank genome assembly.